Molecule: messenger RNA, 1677 nt
Organism: Bathycoccus prasinos
Lineage: Eukaryota; Viridiplantae; Chlorophyta; Mamiellophyceae; Mamiellales; Bathycoccaceae
Exons: 2
Coding region: 1-1677 (558 amino acids)
Biological process (GO): photoreactive repair
Molecular function (GO): DNA binding; DNA photolyase activity; FAD binding
Source: RefSeq, a predicted model, not a curated record
AUGUCGCCGGCGUUAUCCAAUGUGGACGACGGAAAGACAAAGAAGAAGAAAAGAGUGAUCCUGUGGCACAGAAACGAUUUGCGCGUGCACGAUAACUUAACCUUAAAAGAAGCGUUGACAUUUUGCAGUGAGUCGAGUGAGCUGUGUGAGCUCGUGCCGACGUACAUUUUCGAUCCGAGAUGGUUUUUGAGUGAUGAUGCGUUUGACCGGUCUGAUCAGAAAAGGAGAGAGAAAAGUCUCACGAACGCGCCAAAGUGUUCGCAACGGAGAGCGGAGUUUUUAUUAGAAUCCGUGUUAGAUUUAAAAGAGCGAUACAAGCGUUUGGGUUCGGAUUUGUUGAUUAAGAUUGGUAAAAGCGAGAACGUUUUGGAUGCGUUGGACGCGGACGUCGUCGUCUGCAGUCGAGAGGUGUGCGAAGACGAACGAGCGUUGGAGAGGAAAGUCAAACGAAAGGCGAAAGGAGAGUUAAAGUUGGUUUGGGAUAAUACUUUGUACCAUUACGAGGACGUUUUUGAGUCCGGGAACUGUUAUCAAAACGGGUUGAACGAUUUACCGACGCAGUUCACGCAGUUCAAGAAUAAAGUGGAGAGUAAAGUGUCCGUGAGAAAACCGAUUUUGAACGACGCCGAGUUGAGCGAUGGAUUGAAGAAAUUUUCGUCCCCGUCCAACGUGAGCGAGGAGGAGAUGCAAUUCGUGCCAACAAUCGAAGACAUCCCGUUGAGCGACGACGCUCGACAAAUGCACGCCGCUAUUCCUAAAGAUAACUCCAUAACUCCUGUGUACUCGUUCAAAGGCGGCGAAUCCGAGGCGUUGAAAAGAGUCCAGCGAUACUUGUACGAAACCGACGCCGUCGCGACGUAUUUCGACACCAGAAACGGCAUGCUGGAAGAUUUAGAGUCAACCAAGUUAGCCCCUUAUUUAGCUUUAGGAUGCAUCUCUCCUCGAUUUAUCGAGAACGAAAUUCGCAAGUACGAGAAAGAACGCGUGGAGAACAAAUCGACGUAUUGGGUCAUUUUCGAGUUGACCUGGAGAGAUUUCUAUCGCUUCUUCGCUUUGCGGCACGGCGCGAAAAUCUUCAAACUCGAUGGGAUUGGUUCGAACGGAAAGAUGCCCCCUUGGACGGCCGAACACGAAGGACGAGACGAAAUAUUCGAAAAAUGGAUCAGCGGCACGACCGGGUACCCGCUCAUCGACGCGAACAUGCGCGAAUUAAAGCUCACCGGAUGGAUGUCCAACAGAGGUCGGCAAAACGUCGCCUCUUGGCUCGCGUUAGACGCUCGAAUCGACUGGAGAAUGGGCGCGGAAUGGUUCGAGUUUCUCUUAUUAGAUUACGACCCGGCGUCUAACUGGGGCAACUGGGUCGCCGCCGCCGGAUUAACUCGAGGCCGCGUCAACAAAUUCAACAUCCCGAAACAAACGAAAGAUUACGACCCGCAAAUGAAAUACUGUCGCAAAUUCAUCCCAGAGUUGGAUUCGAAAGACUACCCGCGACCGGUGCAGUUGAAGAAAUUCGCGUUCGAGGAAUCCUCGUCGUCCAGAAAUAACGGCGGCCGAAAUGGCCCCGGAAGAGGAACAACAAACGGUAGGGGGGGCAGAAGAGGAAAACAAAACAGACAGCCUCGAAACAACGCGUUCUACGACGACGACCGACAAAACGGCGGCGGCGGUUUCAGUUAA